Temnothorax curvispinosus is the source of this 2768-nucleotide messenger RNA. Its product is annotated as SEC14 domain and spectrin repeat-containing protein 1-B. Bases 575 to 2623 code for a protein of 682 amino acids. The record is from RefSeq and is a predicted model, not a curated record. Lineage: Eukaryota; Metazoa; Arthropoda; Insecta; Hymenoptera; Formicidae. The transcript is spliced from 14 exons.
UUGAGAUAUCUAUUAAUCCUACACGUGCUCAUCCGCAACAAUUAUCUCAACGUCUAUGACAUACAUAUCUUUGUGAUAUACUUCUGUAAUAUCCGUUACUUCUUGCCUAAAAUAUUUCUUGCAUAUUUUUGUUCGAGAAAAAUAAGGAGUAGAAAAAAUGCGGUUCCAGAGAGACAGAGAGACGAAAGAAACAGAGAGAUGAAAGGAAGAGAAGAGCCAUGCAUAAAGGAAGGGGAACACACGGUUAAUCGGUGCCAAAGUACCGUUGUAUCUGAAAGGACCAGAGAUGGCUUUCGGUUUUCCUGCAGCCUCCAUCGCAGUUGCAGCUUCGCGCACUGCAUUUAUCGUGCACUGCACUUCUGCAUGUUUCACAUAAAUAUACGUGCAUGUAUCUACGCAUGUGAAAAUUUUUCUUCUGUCACUAACGCGGAACACGUGCGACAGACUCGAGUUAACGAGGCACGGCAGUUUGCUUAAUUGUCAUUCACGUGGAUAUACAUACAUAUACAGUGUUUUCGAAAUUUUCGAUGCGGUUCAGCGUGGAGAUCAUUAUAUUUAUUAGACCGUUAUAGAGAUGCCUAUAAUAAAAAACUUGAAGGCAACGGAUAUUCUGGAGGAUCUAGAAUCAAAACUCGCGUAUGUCCCAGGUGGUCGUGAUCACGACGGACGACCUUUAAUAGUAAUUAGUGUUCCACCGGAAUUUGAUUCAACAACAAAAUCAAAAUUAGAGUCUCUCAUUAUAUAUUUUACAUCAAUUUUCAGCGAGGAGACAAAGGAAAACGGAUUGGUUCUAGUUGUAGACGCGCGUCGCAGUGCAUGGCGCGUAACUAGAUCUUGUAUUAGGCUCUCUACGAAUCUUAUAGGAUCUAAAGUUAUUUGCGUGAUCGUGAUACGGCCUGAUGGUUUUUGGGAUAAACGUGUCGAUAGCUGUACCAAGUCUCACAAAGAUGGCGAACCAAUAUACGUUACUCUAACAAGGCUGCAUGUUUACGUUGACUUUUCUCAAUUACCGUACGAGUUAGCAGGUAACAAGGCAUACAAUCACGUCGAAUGGAUUAAAAAACGUAUGAAGAUAGAAGAUUAUUCGAGAGAUGCGUUAGAGCUCGUAUCGAAGAUGACAAAUUUACAUCAAAGAUUAAAUACUCUUGAUGGUAUUCGUAUGAUGCAAUCGAAUGAUGUAGAAUCUUAUUGGGAGAUGGGCACAGAAUUGUUAUCAACGGCACGUCAUAUACUUCAAUCAGGUAGGAAUUUAGUAAGUUCAAUGAGCAGAGAAUCCUCCAAGGAUAUUUUGGAUACCAUUCAAGGAAUUCAUAAGUUACUCGAUUCUAUCGAACUAAAGCAGAUGGAUAUUGAAAAUUCUUGGGCAGAAAUGGAACGAAAUCUGGAUACUGCCAGAGUAAUCCAAGACCUUGAAAGGGGUGUAUCGAGUGUUACUGACUGGAUCUUGGGUCCAGCGGACACAAUGCUGAACUCUUGUUGUCAGGUUGGGUUUGAUGUUUCUUCAUCUGAAGAACUCCGAAGGCAGCACGAAAAAAUUGAACUUCAAUGUCGGGAGACUUAUGGACGAUAUGCAGAGCUACUCCAUAAAAUCGAUAGCCUACCUAAAAAUAGACUACCAGAAGAUUUAAAAUCUCAGAGAGAUUUCAUGGACUUUGUUUGUCGUAGCUUCGCCUCACGGCUCGAACGACGUAGAAAUGUAUUAAUCACUUCGCAAAGAUUCUUUAGACUUGUUUCUGAGUACUUCGAUAGGACGAGUGAAGUAUUCGAGCAGUUGGUUAUGGGCAACAGGAAUUACAAUUUCUCUCAAGCGAGCAUUAAGCUCUUAACUUUGGAAAGAAGUCAAACAAUUUUAGACAGUUUAGAACGCGAGCUUGUAAAAGAAGGCGAAAAGUUAUCGGACAUUCUUUCUAUGCCUGUGAAGGAUGCGCUUGGUCGAGAAGUUUGUGUAAAUUAUAAUGAAGAUAUCAUUAAUGUAAAAGACAUAUUAGAUGCAACAAAUGCCAGGAAGAAUAUAUUUAACGAUAGCAUGGAAUUACAGAAACUGUCGUUAAAACAGAUAGCUUUGAUAUACAUGUACGAGAGCGAUGCCGAACAAGCUGUUAAAUGGUUAAAUGAUUUAUUUAAUGUUUUACUUCAAAAUCACAUGGAAAUUGGAUGUAAUGUAAAGGAAAUACAAUCCCAAAAAGAGGAGCACCAAUCUUUCCAGGAAACAGCAAAAGGAACUUAUGAGUAUGGUGGUCAAUUGGCGAAUGGAGCACGGGUACUGAGAUUAUCUUGCAGAAUAUCUUUAGAAAGCAAUGCUAAUCUCUUUUCGAAAUUACGACAGGCUUGGCGACAGUUUCGGUCUGUUAGUCAGGAACAAUUAACCAGGCUGCGAGUAUGCGCUGUUUUUCACAGAAACGUCGAAGAUCAUUGUACCGAAUUACAAAAUUUGGCGGAAACAGUGACAGCCCUGUAUCAUUCUGCACAAGAUGAAGACGUAGCGGCAAAAGCACGUGUGAAAGAAAGUAUAAGAGACAUCCUUGAUAAUCGAGAGAAACUUCUAUUGGAAGUUGGUCGGAUGGUAAGAUUGGGUCGUCUCCUCAAGACGAGGUUAAAGGAACCUCUUUAUCGCCGAUUGUAAGUAUAACGAGGAAUCGCUUCGCAUCAAUAUAAUUACAGCAUUAGUAAACUUAUAUACCAUUAAUUUGAAGAUAUCAAAUUUUAGAGAUUAGUAUUUUGAAUCACACAAUUACGUAAAAGAUAAGGUAUUUAAAUUGUUUAAAAAA